Molecule: messenger RNA, 4185 nt
Organism: Mytilus californianus (California mussel)
Lineage: Eukaryota; Metazoa; Mollusca; Bivalvia; Mytilida; Mytilidae
Product: sodium/myo-inositol cotransporter-like
Exons: 17
Coding region: 183-2288 (701 amino acids)
Biological process (GO): transmembrane transport; inositol metabolic process; myo-inositol transport
Cellular component (GO): plasma membrane
Molecular function (GO): D-glucose:sodium symporter activity
Source: RefSeq, a predicted model, not a curated record
UCAAUGUCGCUCUGUGUUUAUGGGAAAUCGGUACAUCCGCAUACUUUUGUUUUUUAUACUAAAACGAUUUACAGGGAUACAACCAUGCGUUGGAAAUUUAACAAAUCUUGGGAAACGAAAAACAUUAUUCCCGACUUUCACAUACAAUAUUUGUAUAAAAGGUAUAGAGGUAAACUUUCAAAAUGGCUAAAGAUAGACUGGAGCUGUUUAAGCAAAAUCAUCCCCAAGAACUCGUCAAACUGAGCAGAAAUGAUAUCGGCGUUAUUGUUGGUUAUUUUUGUUUGGUUGUUCUCAUUGGAAUCUUUGCUAUGUGGAGAGCAAACAGGGGUACAGUAAGUGGAUAUUUCUUGGCUGGAAGAGCAAUGUAUUUUAUUCCGGUUGGUUUUUCACUAUUUGUCAGCAAUAUAGGAACAGAGCAUUUCAUUGGAUUGUCGGGAUCUGGAGCAGCCAAUGGUAUAAGUGUUGGAGCAUGGGAAUUCAAUGCUAUUCUGUUACUACAGCUGUUGGGAUUUGUAUUUAUACCAGUCUACAUAGCAUGUGGAACCGUGACUAUGCCAGAAUAUCUGUCAAAACGAUUUGGUGGAGUCAGACUCCGUGUAUAUUUUGCAGUGUUGUCUCUUGUCUUAUAUAUCUUUACAAAGUGCUCUGGCGAUUUAUUUACCGGUGCCUUGUUCAUUCAGCAGUCUCUCGGCUGGGAUUUGUACCUGAGCAUUUUCAUUCUCAUUGUUAUAACUGGCAUCAUUACAAUCGCAGGCGGUUUGACGGCUGUCAUUUAUACCGAUACUAUGCAGGCAAUCCUUAUGGUCGGAGGAGGCUUGACCCUUAUGGGCAUAUCAUUUAAUAAAAUUGGAGGAUAUGACGGCUUAGUUAGAAGAUACAUGUCGGAAGAAGCAAGUACGAAUGUUUCAUACAGACUUCCGAAUACAACUUGUCACGAGCCAGAUCCCAAUGCGUUCCGAAUGUUACGAGAAGCAGACGACGAUUACAUGCCAUGGCCAGGCUUUCUGCUAGGUCAGACUCCUGGUUCGAUAUGGUACUGGUGUGCAGACCAGGUUAUUGUUCAACGACUACUGGCAGCCAAAAGUGUUUCCCAUGCGCAAGGUGCGACACUACUAGCGGGAUUUAUUAAAAUAUUGCCAUUGUUUAUGAUGGUGAUGCCUGGAAUGAUCAGUCGUGUAUUAUAUGCAGAUGAAGUUGCUUGCGUGGAUCCUGAUAUAUGUUACCAUAUCUGUCAGAGCAAUGCUGGUUGUACUAAUAUAGCCUAUCCAAGACUUGUAUUAGGUUUGAUGCCAGAUGGAUUGAGGGGCUUAAUGAUGGCCGUCAUGGUUGCCGCCCUGAUGAGCGAUUUAGAUUCCAUCUUUAAUAGUGCAAGUACAUUGUUCACCAUCGAUAUCUAUAACAGAAUACGGAAGAACUCAUCAGUGAGGGAAGAUAUGAUCGUUGGCAGAAUAUUUAUCGUCGUUAUGAUUGGUGUGUCCAUUGCAUGGGUCCCAGUGAUUAAAGAAAUCCAAGGUGGUCAAAUAUUCAUCUAUAUACAAGAAAUAACAGACUACCUGGCCCCUCCAUUUGCUGCUGUUUUUCUUUUAGCUGUACUUGUUCCAAGAGUAAAUGAAAAGGGUGCGUUUUGGUCAUUGAUGAUAGCAUUGUUAACAGGAAUAAUUCGAAUGAUCUUGGUUUUCGUGUACCAUGACUCGGGGGGUUGUGACAAACCAGACAACAGACCUGACAUAUUAAAGAACUUCCAUUAUAUGUACUUUUCACUGUUCAUUACACUAAUGACAGGUGCUUUGGCCAUCAUCAUCAGUUUACUAACAGAACCACCAGCAGAUAGAUAUUUGUACAGAACAACAUUCUGGACAAGACACAGAAAUGAUCCUCCACCAGACUUAGAAGAUACACUUGGGGCAAAACAUUCACAAAUCAAUGUCGCCUAUACAGCCAAUGAACAGGAUAUUCAUCUCAGUGUGAACGGGAACAAAGAUCCUCAAGUCUUUACAGUAAAUCCUGGUGACCAGAGAAAGGUGUUCAGGGAUCCUGAUCUCGAUAAACAAGGAAGCGCAUCGGAUGACAUUUCGUGUGGAGAGAAGACUGUCAACUUACUUUGUGGAUUUGGAAAGGGAAAACAAGACGAAGAGCAAGCGAAAGCAUUAGAGGCGCACGUGAAAAAGGUUCAAUCUUUACAACAAGGCUCAGUUGCGAAAAUUGGACUACGAUUUGGAAUGGUUGUAAUUCUUGCAAUUGGAACAUUCCUGUACUUCUUCUGGUCGUAUUGGAGAUAUGAACCUUAAAUCUAUUUUAUUAUAUCAAAGAAAGAAAAAUGCACAUUUAGAUCAACUGAUCGUUAUUUUUUUAUCCUAAUUUCAGCAUAUAUGUUCAAAAGUAACAUUGUGCAUUCUGAAUACUGAAAUACCAAAUUGUCUGGAAAAUACAGAAAAAAGCUAUAUGUCUAUAUCUCAAAAAAAUAUCGUACAUUAAGAGUAAAGUGAUGAAUGUUAAUACACAAAAAGCAAAAAGUAUCAUUUCUUACCAUGCAUUUAUAUAGAAUAAUAAGGGUCACACAGAUUCAUUGGCGGAAGGCCUUUAGUAUGUUCGUCCUUCCACCACAAAUCGUUUCCACUUUCAUACUUUAAACCCCAUUGAAAUGAAUUUCUGAUGUUAAAAAAUCAAUUUCUAAUAUUAAUUCAUGAUUUUUUAAUAUUAGAAAUUCAUUUUUUAAUAUUAAGAAAUCAUUUUCUAAUAUUAAGAAAUCAUUUUCUAAUAUUACAAAUUCAUUUUUUAGUAUCAAGAAAUAGUGUUUUUCUUUUUUGAUAUUAGAAAUUCAUUUUUUGAUAUUAGAAAAUGAAUUCUUAAUAUUAAAAAAUGAAUUUCUAAUAUUAAAAAAUGAAUUUUCAAUAUCAAAAAAUGAUUUCUUAAUAUUAAAAGAUAACUCUUUUUGUCCACUUUGGCUUGCCAUAAAGUUGGGUAAUAUUGACAUGAUUAUUCAACACUGUUAAAAGGUGUUUCAUGUACAAGGAAGGAAAUCGUACAUUAAAAGUCAUGGACAAGAUCUUAGUUCAGUUAUGUCACACUGUCAUAUGUACAAACAUAAUAUUGACCUCCUUGAACUUUUAAGGAUGAACUAGAUGCACCUUAGCUAUAUUGAAAUGGAAAACCCUGAUUACUUCUACAAUUGCAUCGAUAUUUAUUUACUAAAAAUGAAAAUAAAAAAUGAGUAAUUAAUAAAAGAAUAUUUAGCUUCUUAAUUGAUUUCACGUUUUAAUGUAAGAAACAUCAUAACUUAUGGAACCCUAAAAUUCUUUUACCAAAUUUAAGGCAUAGAAACGAAAUAACAAGUAGAAUUUCUUACACUCGUGGAAAUUAUUCAUCAUUAUAAGGACUUAUUUCUGUGAUGAGGCUUUUAAUUGGAUAAAACAAAACCAGUGCGAAAUUAGUUUUGAUAGAAUGUGCAUUUUUGAAACCGAAACAUGCAUAUUAUUCAUUUACUUUAUAUACAGUCUGAAAUUUUAUUUAUUUAUUGGUGAUUAAUGUUUCUUGAAAAUUUUCCCUGAUCUUUUCAUAGAAUUAUGAUGCGAAUCUAAAGCGCAUUUAAAAAAAUCUUAUUACGACAAUACUUAGAUCUUUACAUCUACUUUAUUUGAACUUUGGUGGAUAGUUGGCUCAUCAGAAUUCAUACCACAUCUCCUUAUAUUAUAUAUUAUACAUGUAUCAAUAAUCACAUAAGGCAACGAGAUAUAUUGUAUUAAUUUGUACAAUGUAUAUAUGAAAUGACCAUGUUUUACAGUUAUUCUGUAAGUAUUUUGGAUAUAAAAUACAUACAUUGUAUAUACAUUUUUAAGUAGUUUUUUUCGAAUACCUUUACAUGUAUCGUCAUCCUUUGAUAACUAAUAAGAGAUUAUUAUUGAGAUUUAUAUACAUUUUACUCUACGUACGGGGAUUUUAAUUGGGUUUCUCUGGAUAUCCUUUGGUUUUUAUGUGUAGUUUGGUAGCUGUCUCCUUGAUUAAUAUCCCUAUAUUUUUUAUAUGUAUCUUAAUGUUUUUUUUUGUAUUAUAGAACUAUAGCUGAUGCCAAUUGUUAUUAUGUAUGUAUUCAUGAAUAAGUGAAUCUAUAAUAAUUACAUUUUCAUGUAUACUAAUCAUUACCCAAUGUGUCGCAUAUGUUUUAAUAAUAAACUCUUUGAAAAUAAA